This is a messenger RNA of Strongylocentrotus purpuratus (purple sea urchin), 831 nucleotides long. Its product is annotated as nose resistant to fluoxetine protein 6. The transcript is spliced from 4 exons. The record is from RefSeq and is a predicted model, not a curated record. The coding region runs from base 1 to 525 and encodes 174 amino acids. Lineage: Eukaryota; Metazoa; Echinodermata; Echinoidea; Camarodonta; Strongylocentrotidae.
AUGGUUGGUAUGGCAAUGGGAUACCUUCUUCUUCGAAUCAAGAAACAGAGUUUCAAAUUGCAUCCGUCUGUUGUGAUUAUAGGAUGGUGUGCGGCUACAGCCAUCGGAAUGGCCUGUGUGUAUGGGCUGUAUGGAGGUUACAACAACCACCCACUGAGUCCAACAGAGAAUGCAGUCUACAUGGCUCUGUGUCGGUUCGCUUGGGCAGUCAGUCUCUCUUGGGUCGUGUUUGCCUGUCACUAUGGAUACGGAGGUUGGAUCAACGACUUCCUGAGUUGGGAGCUGUGGAUACCAAUGAGCCGUCUGACCUAUUCUGCAUAUCUUCUACAUCCUAUCAUUAUUACGAUCUACAUCAGCAACUUUGCUACCAACUACUUCUUCUCCAUCUAUAUGCUUGCAUUUGAGGUUGCAGCCAUCAUUACUCUGGCCUACACUGCUGCGAUCCUACUGGCAGUAUCCAUAGAGUUUCCUUUUGGAAACCUGGAAAAAAUGUUGGUGCCAUCACCAGAUAAGAAGACAAAAUAGCAGCUGUAUAAACUUAUGUACAAUGUAUAUCGUGGUUGAGUUUUAAUUGUGUAUCACUUACAAGUACUUGUAAGAAGAGAAAAUGACAGACAGAAAGAAAAGUGGCAAAUUCAGGGGGCAUUUAGGGCACAUGCCGCCCCCCCCCCCCCAAAAAAAAAAGAGGGAAAAGAAAUGAGAAAGAAAAGACAUGGGCUGAUGACCCCUCUUGUCAGAGAUUGCUAUAUACAAAAUAGGCCCACCAUAAUCCUGAUAACCUUUUUAUUUCCUCAUUUUUGUUGCGCGUGUGUCACCAAGUUUUUGGACAUA